This is a messenger RNA of Saccoglossus kowalevskii, 1995 nucleotides long. RefSeq names its product tyrosine-protein phosphatase 10D-like. The record is from RefSeq and is a predicted model, not a curated record. Lineage: Eukaryota; Metazoa; Hemichordata; Enteropneusta; Harrimaniidae. Gene Ontology annotation, molecular function: protein binding; protein tyrosine phosphatase activity. Gene Ontology annotation, biological process: protein dephosphorylation.
GAAGCAUGUUGUGUUGGGAUAGAAGCAUCACUGAGACGUGAUGAUGCUGUCAUCACUGCAUAUAGAGCACAUGGAUGGGCAUACACACGAGGAUUGUCAGUUCAUAGUGUCCUCUCUGAACUCACAGGUCGUAAAACUGGAUGUUCUAAAGGCAAGGGUGGCUCCAUGCAUAUGUAUGCUCCUAAUUUCUAUGGUGGAAAUGGUAUCGUUGGUGCACAGGUACCUCUUGGUGCUGGUAUUGCCUUUGCAUUGAAAUACAACAACUCAGAUAAUGUCUGUGUGUCUCUGUUUGGUGAUGGUGCCGCCAAUCAGGGCCAGUUAUUUGAAACAUUCAACAUGGCUAAACUAUGGGAUCUACCAGCCAUCUUUGUCUGUGAAAAUAAUGGCUAUGGUAUGGGUACAAGUGUUGAAAGAGCUGCAGCUAGCACAGACUACUUUACCAGAGGUGAUUAUAUUCCUGGUAUCUGGAUGAUUUGCUGUGCUGCAAUGUGGAGCAAAAUUGAAGAUUUUACUGAUUUAUCCAGAAGAAAACGUGACACAACAGGGAUUGAGAUUACUAUUGGUUCUGACGAUAGCUGUUCUACAAAGGAUGAAGGUUUCUGCAAUGGUCCUUUGAAGGACGGCACAUCAUAUAGAUAUCAUUUUAGAGCAUACACAGAUGUUGGAUACUCAGAUACUGUACUUUCAGGUCCAAUUCGAACAAGCACUAACAUGUCAUGGUUGUGGUUACUUCUUGGUGUAUUGCUUGGUGUAUUGAUAGCUGUUGCUAUCAUUCUUGCUAUCAUUUAUUAUAAACGAAGAUAUUAUGAAGAAACUACUACACGUACUGUUGAGGGUACAGCAAAUCCUGAAUUUAUCGGAUUGAGAGAUGAAAACGGCAAACCUCCAAUUGCUCAGAAGCCUAAGACACAGAAACAUUCAAAACCUGUGAAGCUGGCUGAAUAUCAUGGAUAUUUCCAAAUUAUGAGUGCAGACAUGGAGUUCCGCUUCUCAGAAGAAUAUGAUGAACUGCGACCAGUUGGGAGAGAACAGUCUUGGGAUGCAGCUGAGUUGCCAGAAAAUAGAGCUAAAAAUAGAUACACCAACAUUCUACCAUAUGAUCGUACAAGAGUUAAACUCUCACAGGUGGAAGAUGAUGAAGCCACUGAUUAUCUCAAUGCUAACUGGAUGCCAGGUUUCAAUUCUCCCAGGGAAUUCAUCGCUGUACAAGGAACACUGCCAGGUACCAAGGAUGAUUUUUGGAGAAUGAUUUGGGAAUAUAAUGUGAGCACCAUUGUCAUGGUAACACAAUGUCAGGAAAGAGGACGGGUGAAAUGUGAGCGUUAUUGGCCAACUGAUGAUAACCCAGUUUACUAUGGUGAUGUGUUGGUGACAGUCACUCAUGAAAAUGAACUGACUGAUUGGGUUAUCAGGGAAUUCACAGUGGAAAACGGCAAGUCACUGAGACGAAUACGUCACUUUAAUUUCACUGCGUGGCCUGAUCAUGGUGUACCUGAAGAAACAGGUUCUCUGAUCAAGUUUGUACGAUCUGUCAGGGCGCAGAUUCAGAAUGAUGGUACACCAACUGUUGUACAUUGCAGUGCUGGUGUUGGUAGGACUGGUACUUUCAUUGCACUAGAUAGACUUAUACAGCAUAUAAAGGAGUAUGACUACGUGGAUAUAUUUGGUAUCGCAUGUGAAAUGAGAAUGCAUAGAGUCUAUAUGAUCCAAACUGAGUCCCAGUACAUAUUCAUUCAUCUUUGUGUGGAUGACCUAUUAAAAGAGCGAGAACAACCGGAUGAGCCGGAUGAGCCAGAUUCUACCCCAGAUACUACGGAACACAUCUAUGGUAAUGUACCUUCUGUUACUGUCAUGCGAAAUGGACCAGAUGUUGUCACAGCUAAUCUAGGUGAUGCAUAUAAGCGUAAUUCUGUUAUUGCUCAAGCCUAAAUUGUCCCUUUUAUUAAAAAACUGAAUUGUAAACUGAAGAAACUCUAAACAAAGAACAAAGGCACC